AUGUACGCCAUGAUCCGCCGCGCGGAUCCCCUCCGGAGGCGCGCCGCGUCGGCCAUCCUGGCCGCGCUGCUGCAGCACCCGGCGGGCCCCUCCGCCGCCGGGGCGUCGGCGUCGGUCCUGCCCCCAAGGUCGCCGCUCCCGCCGCCGGCGAUGUGGUUCCACUCCAGGCCGGCCCCGCUCGGGUUCCGGGAGACGGGGGCCGCGCGGGCCGGGGCGCACGCUCAGUUCGCGGCGGACGAGGGGUGGAACUACGACGAUAAGAGGAAGCCCGCGGGGGGCGUGGCUGGGGCCGGCGCCGGCGCCAAGGAGGAGGGGCUUGAGAUCGCAAAGCUCGGGAUCUCGUCCGAGAUCGUCGACAAGCUCUCCGCCAAGGGCAUCACCAAGCUGUUCCCCAUCCAGAGAGCUGUCCUUGAGCCAGCAAUGCAAGGCAAGGAUAUGGUUGGCCGUGCCAAAACGGGGACAGGGAAAACUUUGGCAUUUGGAAUCCCCAUAAUGGAUGCAAUUAUUCGCCAUAACGCAGCUAACAAACCUGGAAUAUAUCCCCUGGCGAUAUGUUUGGCACCAACACGGGAACUUGCAAAACAAGUUGAGAAAGAAUUUGUUGAUUCUUCCCGGCUGGAUACACUCUGUGUAUAUGGAGGCACUCCAAUUCAGCAACAAAUGAAAGGACUUAGCCAGGGUGUUGAUGUAGUUGUUGGGACACCUGGACGGGUAAUUGAUCUGCUAAAUAGACGUGCUCUGAAUUUGUCAAAUGUCCAGUUUGUUGUUCUCGAUGAAGCAGACCAGAUGCUGUCAGUGGGUUUUGAUGAAGCUGUUGAGGAAAUUUUGCAAAAUGUGCCUGCCAAACGUCAAACCUUGAUGUUCUCCGCAACAAUGCCACCCUGGAUACGCAAGCUGAUGCAGAAGUACCUCAAAGAUCCUGUCAUAGUUGAUCUUGUGGGUGAAGAUGACCAGAAGCUGGCAGAAGGGAUUUCUCUGUUGUCUAUUGCUACAGAGAAUCAUGCAAAACCUGCUGUCCUUGGGCAAUUGAUUCAGGACCAUGCUAAAGGUGGCAAGUGCAUUGUAUUUACGCAAACAAAAAGGGAUGCUGAUCGGUUGUCAUACACUAUGAGUCGAAGUGUCCAGUGUCAGGCUCUUCAUGGAGAUAUUACACAACAACAGAGAGAGAGGACACUUCAAGGAUUUCGUGAAGGGCGCUUUAAUACUUUGAUUGCCACUGAUGUUGCUGCUCGUGGUUUGGAUAUUCCAAAUGUGGAUCUGGUGAUACACUAUGAAUUGCCAAACAAUUCAGAGAUAUUUGUUCACAGGUCUGGCCGUACUGGCCGUGCUGGGAAGAAAGGCACUGCAAUUGUGAUGUACAGCUACAACCAAAGUAGAGCUGUCAGGGGCAUCGAGAAUGACGUUGGAGGCAAGUUUACGGAGCUUCCAAAGAUCAAUGUUGAAGGUUCUGACUUGACAAUGGCUAGUGGUUAUGAUUCGUUCGGAGGUGGAGGUGGAGGUGGGCGCUCACGUGGUGGUGGUUUUGGUGGCCGCGGUGGUGGUUUUGGCAACUCUUCCAGCAGAGGUGGCGGGUUUGGUGAUUCCGGUUUUGGUCGUUCAGGUGGUGGGUUUGGUCGGUCAGGCGGCGGCGGAGGUGGUGGAUUUGGCGAUUCAGGGUUUGGCCGAUCAGGUGGUGGUGGUGGAUUCGGUGAUUCAGGGUUUGGCCGAUCAGGUGGUGGUGGAGGUGGAUUCGGCUCAAGUGGUGGGUUUGGGAGUUCUGGUUCAGGGCGGUCUGGCGGGUUUGGUAGCAACUCUGGUAGCUCUGGCUCUAGCUGGGGUGGAUUCGGCAGCUUUGGAGGCAAAAGCUCUUGA
Molecule: messenger RNA, 1851 nt
Organism: Triticum turgidum subsp. durum (durum wheat)
Lineage: Eukaryota; Viridiplantae; Streptophyta; Magnoliopsida; Poales; Poaceae
Source: the annotation of a GenBank genome assembly